Astrephomene gubernaculifera is the source of this 1439-nucleotide messenger RNA. Lineage: Eukaryota; Viridiplantae; Chlorophyta; Chlorophyceae; Chlamydomonadales; Astrephomenaceae. The record is from the annotation of a GenBank genome assembly.
UUUCUUCCCUUGCAAAAGAUUGAUUUGGCCGAUAGGGUAUUCUCUUUCCACGGCUGGUAGUCAGAGCCUGGGAGUGUCCUAACGCCGAUGGCUGCCUUCGUUUUCCAUCGCUGUGGAGCUCUGGGCCAAUCCACGAGGACGUCCAUAGCUGAUUUUGCUAGGCCGUCUUCCUCACGAUGGCAGGGGUGCCGCCACGGCCAUACAAGAAUCAAGGCUUCGAGGAACUGCGUUAAACUGCAAGCUGCAGGCCCAGGACUGCUGGACUCGCCAACAACGACGUCCCUGCCUGAGCAAGGCACGGAGAGCUCUUACAAGCGACCGCCCAUCUACAAAGUCUUCCUGCAUAACGACAACUACAACAAGCGCGAGUACGUCGUCAAGGUGCUUCUAAAAGUAGUUGAGCAAAUAUCAGUGGACGACGCGGUCACCGUCAUGGAGGAGGCGCACGAGACGGGUGUAGCGCUGGUGGUGGCGUGUCCGCAGGAGAACGCCGAGCGGUACUGCGAGGGCUUGCGGCUCAACGGGCUUACCUCCACCAUUGAGCCAGCAGGGUGUUAGGCAUUAAUUCCAAAUCUCCGCUCAUAUUCGCCGCUGGUUUGGUUUUGACAGCGUCUUGCAGGGUUAGGUGCCUCUAGGCGCCGUUUUGUUGAGUGGAGCUUGAUAUUCGACCUCCAACCGUAUACUGCCCAACCAUCUUGGGCUGGUGGGCGUUAGCGUAUCAGGCUUGAACUGGGUUAAAUCGGAAAGAGGGGGGGACGAGGUUGUAUGCUGUCUUAAAUCGCUAGCACUGCCGGGUGCUCGGCGAGUUGCCUGGGGUGUCGGGGGUGCUGUCCCGCUGUACUAUGCCCCCUGCAUGCGGCGGGUCUUGCGUCCUAGGCAUGGUGAACAAGUAUGCAAGGGUGUUUGCUUAUAGCUUAUGCAUGGUGUCUUGGAGCGUGUUUGGGAUGGCAAGUUGGCGGUAUUUAUGUAUUAGGUUUGAGGCCACGUGAUCUUAUUAGCCGCUUUGCCCCCACGCGAGCUGUGAUUGUGUACUUUAUCUGCUGGAGCGAUGUGCGAGUGUGAGCCGAGAGAGGGUGUGCCUGUGAGCUGCGGGCGCUGGUGCGAGGCGCCGGUACCGCUGUGUAUUCGAAAGCGCGUGGAUGUUUUAUUCGAAACCAAGCUAAAGGGAUGCGAGGUCUGCUAACUAUGAGUCUAUGACGGCAAGGCGCGGUGGGACUUUUGUUUUUGGCGAUCGCCGAAAGGGUGUGUUUUGUUUCAUCAUGUUUCUUCCUUUGCAGAAUUUGUCAGUCGACUUUUUGUUAUUACACAGACAGUGCACGGCUUUGCGUUUACUAGUUGGGAUUCUUGCUUCACCUUGGUCAAGACACGAAUCUUGUCGUACGCCCAACAUUAAUGACAAUGGCGCAAUGUUGUACACAUGCACUGUAACAAAAGCGCGU